AUGAAGUGUAUUGGAAAUUCAAUUAAACUUGAGCAAAUGGACAGAUAUGAAUUAUCUGCACUAAACCAACAACUUGUUGCUGACAUUGAUUGGAUUAACGCAAAUAUCAAAAGAGUUACUGCAGACCUAGAAGACUAUAAUGAAAAAACAUCAAUUUUAAAUACGUUAAAAUGUCCAAACACAAUACCAACCGAUGCAUUUGUUCCACUCACACAAACUUUAAUGAUAAAAGGAGAUAUUGAAUUUAAUGGAAGAGUUAUUGUUCAUGUUGGAGAUCAGUAUUAUGUUAGUAAAAAAGUUGAUAAAGCUAUUGAAUUUUAUACAAAAAGAAUUAAUGAAAAACAAAUGGAAAAGAAUGCAUAUGAAAUUUUACUUAGAGAUAGACAAAGUGUUCUAUCUAAAAUGGAACAACUUGUAAAAAGAAUGAUUGAAUUACAAAACUUAUUAAAGAAGUAA
Entamoeba dispar SAW760 is the source of this 456-nucleotide messenger RNA. RefSeq names its product prefoldin subunit, putative. NCBI's taxonomy places the organism in Eukaryota, Evosea, Mastigamoebida, Endamoebidae. The record is from RefSeq and is a predicted model, not a curated record. Bases 1 to 456 code for a protein of 151 amino acids. Gene Ontology annotation, cellular component: prefoldin complex; cytoplasm. Gene Ontology annotation, biological process: protein folding; regulation of DNA-templated transcription. The transcript has 4 exons.